Molecule: messenger RNA, 5937 nt
Organism: Neolamprologus brichardi
Lineage: Eukaryota; Metazoa; Chordata; Actinopteri; Cichliformes; Cichlidae
Source: RefSeq, a predicted model, not a curated record
ACUGGAUCAUGUGUUACAGCCUUGCAUGCUGUUUUUCCCCCUGCAGUCACUUCAUUGACGGAAGCUUCUCACAGAGGACUCAGUUGCAUCUGCUGCAUGAGCCAAAGUGGUCGACACAUUGUGUGUUCUGAACCCCAGCCUGAGCUGUGAACUGUGAGGGAGGAUAAAGAGCUGGAUUGACAGAGCUGCCACCUUGCUGGAGAGGCUGUAUGACGGAGCAGUGACACAACAGAGCGAAGCAUCAUCUUUUUUCUUGGCUUCACUAAAUUAGUGAAGACCCGGAGGAGCACCUCAUGCUACCUGUGGGGGCUUGUGACAAAAAAAAAAAAAACAGAACAUUCACCGUUAACCAGGAUUGAGCUUUUGUCUGAGGUUCGCACGGAUAUUUAUUUCACUAAUAAAGCGCUACACAUCUAACAUGGGUACACAAGGCCUUCUGGGCUGCGUUCUCCUAAUCACUUGCCUCACCUUAUCAAAUGCUGGGCUUGUGAAAAAAAUCCUACGGCAUCGACGACAGACUUUGGCAUCCCCUGAAGAUCAUAACAUAACCCUCCCGAGAGCAGAUCAUCCUUUGGUUUUCAACCACGUCUAUAACAUUAAUGUUCCUGGCAGUUCCUUGUGCUCAGUGGACCUAGACGCUACAGAAAGUACGCACCUUCAUCCCAAAGAUGCACCAGUCUCCUCAGGCCAUCACAUGACCGAGCACACGCUCGACGGGGAGAACCAGAUUGUCUUCACUCACCGCAUCAACAUACCUCGGCAGGCCUGUGGUUGCACUGACCACUUGCCCGGUCUAAAAGCCCUCAUGAGCCGGCUUGAGAUGCUUGAGGGAGAAGUUUCAGCUUUGAGGGAUCAGUGCCACAGUGAAGGGGCCUGCUGCAGUGCUCAGGUCAAAGGUGAAGUGGGAACAAAACCUUACUGUAAUGGUCAUGGAAACUUCAGCGCUGAAACCUGUGGCUGCAUAUGUGAGCCUGGCUGGAAGGGACCCAACUGCACCGAACCCGAGUGCCCAAAGAACUGCCGGGACCGAGGCCACUGUGUGGAUGGAAAGUGCAAGUGCUUUAAAGGCUUUGCUGGAGAAGACUGCUCAUUUGAGGCCUGCUCUGUGGACUGCAGCGUGCACGGCCAGUGCGUGGGUGGCGUUUGCGUCUGUACGGAUGGUUUCUUUGGCGAAGAUUGUUCUCAGAGCAAGUGCCUCAAUAACUGCCUAGGCCGUGGGCGCUGUGAUGACGGAGACUGUGUGUGUGAUGAACCGUGGACUGGCUUUGACUGCUCUGAGCUUAUCUGCCCCAAAGACUGCUACGACCGUGGACGCUGUCUGAAUGGAACUUGCUACUGCGAUGAAGGAUUCGCCGGGGAAGACUGUGGAGAGCGCAUCUGUCCCAACAACUGCCGUGGUAAUGGUUUCUGUGUCGAUGGCCAGUGCGUCUGCACAGCUGGCUACAGCGGAGAAGACUGCAGUCAGCUCACCUGCCUGAAUGACUGUAACGGUAGAGGAACCUGCUUCAGUGGGAUGUGCAUCUGUGACACAGGGUAUCAGGGUGAAGAUUGUAGCCAGUUGGCAUGUCUGAACAACUGUAACAACAGAGGCCAGUGCAUAAAUGGACAGUGUGCAUGUGAUGUUGGCUUCCAGGGAGACGAUUGCUCCGAGCUGUCCUGUCCAAACAGCUGCUUGCAAAGGGGGCGCUGUCUCAAUGGUCAAUGUGUAUGCGAGGAAGGUUUCGCCGGUGAGGACUGCAGCAUCCGCACAUGCCCUUCAAACUGCUACAGCCGUGGAGAGUGCUCCGAGGGGCGUUGUUUAUGCCACGCAGGCUUCACUGGUGAGGACUGCAGUGAAUUGAGCUGCCCCAACAACUGUAGGAACCAUGGCCGGUGCGUCAAUGGUCAGUGUGUCUGUGACGAAGGGUUUGCAGGAGAAGACUGCAGUCAGAGAGCUUGUCCCAACGACUGCCUGACCCGCGGUUACUGUGUGGAUGGAGAGUGCAUUUGUCACGAAGGCUAUUCGGGAGACGAUUGCUCCAUGCUCACCUGUCCAGAUAACUGCAACAACAGGGGGCGUUGCAUCGACGGAAGAUGCAUGUGUGAGAUCGGAUAUGAAGGACAAAGCUGUGCAAUGAUGAGCUGCAUCAACAACUGCCAGGACAAAGGGCACUGCGUGAACGGUCAGUGUGUCUGCGAUGAGGGAUACAUCGGAGAAGACUGCUCACAAGUAUCUCCUCCAAAGGACCUAACUGUUGGGGAGGUCACCAGUGAGACUGUCGGCCUGUCCUGGAACAAUGAGAUGCUGGUCACAGAGUACCUCGUCACAUAUGUGCCCACAAUUCCUGGCGGUCUUCUCCAAGAGUUCACUGUGUCUGGAGACAAAACCGCUGCAACUGUUAAAGAGCUUGAGCCUGGUCUUGAGUAUCUGAUUAAUGUCUACGCUGUUCUGAGUAACAAAAGGAGCAUCCCUGUGAGUGCACGGGUGGCCACAGACCUUCCGCAGCCAGAAGGGUUAAGGUUCAAAUCAGUAAGAGAGACCUCAGUCGAGGUCAUUUGGGACGAGCUGGACAUCCCCUUUGAUGGCUGGGAGAUCUAUUUCCGCAACAUGAAAGAAGAAAAUGGAAAAGUUUCAAGCACCCUUCCACCCUCUCAGAACCAAUUCUUCCAAUCAGGGCUUGGACCAGGACAGGAGUAUGAAGUCUCCAUCAACAUCAUCAAGAACAACACCAGAGGACCCCAAACAACCCAAACAUUCACUACCAAGAUCGACAGCCCUCAGCAGGUGGAGGUGAAGGAUAUAACGGACUCCUCGGCUCUGAUCAGCUGGUCUCAGCCAGUGGCUCCCAUGGAUGGAAUCACCAUGUUUUACAUGCCCAGCUCUGACCCUUCAGAUGAAAAUCGUGUGGAUAUAUCCCCCCCAGACAAGCAGUAUAGCAUUGAUGGUCUGAGGCCAGACACCGAGUACACAGUGUCGCUCAUUUCCAGGAGUGGAGACAUCACCAGUGACCCUGUCACUGCCACAUUCACUACAGCACUGGAUGCCCCUACGAACCUUCAGACUGUGUCCCAGACAGACAACAGCAUCACCCUGGAGUGGACCAACAGUGAAGCUGAUAUUAGCAGCUAUCGGGUAAAAUACAGUCCCAUCUCUGGGGAAAUUCAUGGUGAGGAAGUGUUCAAGCAAGGAUCAGGCGAUAGCACACAGGCUACCAUCACCAGGCUAAAGCCAGGUACAGAGUACGGGAUUGGAGUGACUGCUGUGAAGAAUGAGAGAGAAAGCCUCCCAGCUACCACAAACGCAGCAACUGACCUCGAUCCUCCCAGAGAUUUUGAGGAAAUCGAAUCCACAGAGACGUCUCUCACCGUCAGGUGGCAGAAACCUCAGGCCAAAAUCGGUGGAUACAGGCUGGUGUACAUUUCCAGAGACGGUCAGUUUGGGGAGGUGGGGUUCCCAGCUGCAACGACUACCUAUCAUUUGCCCAAUCUGACUCCUGGGAUGAGCUACACCCUUACCUUGACUGCAGAGAGGGGGCACAAAAGGAGCACACCCGUCUCCCUGUCUGCAUCCACAGAGGCUGAGCCAGAAGUGGAGCAUCUCUUUGUCUCAGACGUCACAGCUGACAGUUUCCGUCUGACGUGGACUGCCAAUGAAGAUCUGUUUGACCGAUUUGUGAUCAAAAUAAGAGACAGCAAAAGGUUAGCCCAUCCUCAAGAGCACAGCGUCCGCGGCGAUCAACGAACCAAGGUCAUAACCGGACUUAUGGGUGGCACCGAGUAUGAAAUCGAGCUUUACGGUGCCACACUGGAUCGGCGCUCCCAACCUAUUACAGGGGUUGUUCAGACAGGCCUCAGCACUCCCAGAGGACUUCACUUCUCUGAAGUGACUGACUCUUCAGCCGUAGUUCACUGGUCCAUGCCUCGCUCUCCGGUGGAUAACUACCGCAUCACCUAUGUGCUAUUUGAGGGAGGAAGCCCAAUGACAUUGACUGUAGAUGGCAGCGUGUUCGAGGCUUUGCUUCCCAAUAUGAUUCCCGGAAAGACGUACCAAGUAACCGUCAGUGCUCUGAAGGGUCUGGAGGAAAGUGACCCCAGCACAGAUAUUGUGACCACAGGUUUGGACAGACCUCGUGGUCUUACUGUUAUCAAUGUCACGGACACUUCGGCCCUGUUGCUGUGGCAACCAUCUGUCGCCACUGUUGAUGGCUACAUCAUUACCUACAGUGCUGAUUCUGUGUCCCCAACAGUGGAGCACGUUUCUGGGAACAUUGUGGAGUUUGAGAUGAACUCCUUGGUUCCAGCAACCCACUACACAGUGGGAGUUCAUGCUAUGAAAGAAGCUCACAGGAGUGCUUCUGCUGUUACCGAAUUCACCACAGAUGUCGACCCUCCUCGCGAUCUGAUAGCUAUGAAUAUUCAAACUGACAGCGCCACUCUGAAGUGGAGACCACCUCUUGCUGCUGUCACUGGAUACAUGCUCAGCUUCUCCUCUGCUGAUGGAACAAUCAGGGAGGUGAUGCUAAGUCCAACAGCAUCGUCUUACAGUAUGUCACAGCUCACUGGCUCCACGGAGUACAAUGUGAAACUGCAGGCUGCCGCUGGAGCCCAGAGGAGUCGCCACGUGGCCACCGUCUUCACUACCCUCGGACAGUUGUACAGACGCCCACGGGACUGUGCUCAGAUAUUACUGAACGGAGAGACGACCUCUGGUCUGUAUACCAUCUAUAUUGGAGGAGAGGAGAGCCAGCCCAUCCAGGUUUACUGUGACAUGACCACAGAUGGCGGAGGAUGGCUGGUUUUCCUCAGACGCCAGAAUGGAAAGCUGGAAUUCUUCAGGAACUGGAAGAACUACACGGCUGGCUUUGGUAACAUGAACGAUGAGUUCUGGCUGGGUCUCUCCAACCUCCAUAAAAUCACAUCUUCAGGCCAUUAUGAGCUGCGAGUGGACUUGAGGGACAACGGGGAGACUGCCUACGCGCAAUAUGACAAGUUCACAAUUGCAGAGCCAAGGACACGCUAUAAAGUCUACAUAGGAACAUAUAGUGGAACAGCAGGUGACUCCAUGACCUACCACCAGGGUCGGCCCUUCUCCACUUACGACAAUGAUAACGAUAUCGCUGUGACCAACUGCGCCUUGUCCUACAAAGGCGCCUUUUGGUAUAAAAACUGUCACCGUGUCAACCUCAUGGGGAAAUAUGGCGACAAAAGUCACAGUAAGGGGAUCAACUGGUUCCACUGGAAGGGCCACGAACACUCGAUCCAGUUUGCAGAGAUGAAGAUAAGGCCGGCCAACUUCAGAAAUUUUGAGAGCAGAAAAAAGCGAUCAUAGACUCAUCAAGCCCUCUCUCCUUCACACCUCAUCUCCAGGCAUCAGCAUCUGUGCUCCCCCAUCUUUAAGACACUCUCGAACACACAAACACACGUACAGGCAGUCACACCACGCUGUGACUGAGUUUUCAAUGUGGGGAAAGACCCUGGAGAAUCAUUAACUGGGUUUUUUUGUUGUUUUUUGUGUAGUUCUCCCGUGUGUGAUUGUAUAUUUUUGCAUUCCCAAAGAGAGUAGAUGUUAAGUUUGAUUCACGAACGGACAUAUAUGUGUUGUUGGGACCAAACGCCUGUAGAAAAAUUUAAGUGAAUUUUUAAAAAAAAUUAAAAAUGGAUCUGAAACGAUUCACUGAAUCAGUAACAUGUCAAAAGGCACAUCCCCUGAAGUCAUGCAUCAGAGCGUUCGCCUCAUCCAUCUCAAACUGAAACACUGACCAGGUUAGAUGCAUCACAUGAAAACUUUAAAGCUUAAAAACGUAAAUAUUGUCAUAUGUUUACUGUACAAACCCACUUAUCCCACCCCCAAGAAGCUAUUGAACUCUUGCUUGAAUUUUGAUUUACUUAUUUUGAUAGGGAAAAAAAGACCUGAUGCUCUGUAACCUUCAAUACAAAUAAAAGAAGAUGUUAGUUUGA